AUGACGCCGGUGACAAUGAGGGCCCCGAGCAGCAGGGGCAGCACCACGCUGCCCGCCGUGGCCACGGCCGAGGAGAGAGCCUUCCCUCAGCCCCUUCCCUCAUCCCCUUCCUUCAACCCCUUUGGAGAGAUCCCUCCCACAGCCCCUUCCCUCAGCCCUUUCCAAAGCCCCCUUCCCACAGCCCCUUCCCUCAUCCCCUUCCCCCAGCUCCUUCCCAAAGCCUCCUCUUGCAGCUCUUUCCCUGAGCUAUUCCUGCGCCCCCUUCCUGCAGCCCCAUCCUGCUCCAGGGCUUUGUUCCCCUUGCAACCCUCCAUCCAUCCAUCCAUCCAUCCAUCCAUCCAUCCAUCCAUCCAUCCAUCCAUCCAUCCAUCCAUCCAUCCAUCCCAGGCUCCCCUCCAGCCCUGCAUCCUUUCCCACUUGUGUUUUCCUCCCUGCUUCAUCCAGAGCCUCUCUGGUUUCAGCCCCUGCCUGUCCCCAUUUUUCUGUCCCAGUCUAGUCCAGCUGGAGCUGGGAUUUUCCCUCCUGCUUCCUUUGGAUCCUCUCUGGCUCCAGCCCCUGCCUGUCCCCAUUUUUCUAUCCCAGUCUAGCCCAGCUGGAGUUGGGAUUUUCCCUCCUGCUACCUCCAGAGCCUCUCUGACCCCAGUCCCUGCUUGUUCCCAUUUUCCCCCAGCUGGAGCUGCUCCUGCCGGGGGGGGUGCUGGUGAAAUCACAGCCCCCACGGCAUUUUUUAGGAUCACACAGCUGCUCCUCGGGUGCUGGGCAGGGGGCUGUGGUUAUUCCAGCCUCCGGAAUCGGUGGCGGGAAGAGCAGGGAGGAUUCACCAGCGGCAGGUGCCACCGCCUGUGGAGAGCUGGGAUCUGCCCUCCCCAGCCCCUCCGGGAGUUCUCCCAAGCUCUCGCUGCCUCCUUGGGCAUCCCUCCCGUCCCUCCCGAGCCCCGCCAGAUGGGAUUUGGGCUGGAAGCGCCCUGCUCCGCGGCGGGAUGGAGGCAGGGAUGGGAGCAGCAGGAGGAGGAGGAGGAGGAGGACGCCGCAAGGAUGCCCGAGGACUCUCUCUCCGCGAUGUCCCGCGGUGGAGGAGGUGACAGAGACGGGACAACUCCAUCGGUGGCAGCGGUGCCCCACAGGUGUGUCAUAGGUGCAGUGACCCACAGGUGUGUCACA
Molecule: messenger RNA, 1161 nt
Organism: Zonotrichia albicollis (white-throated sparrow)
Lineage: Eukaryota; Metazoa; Chordata; Aves; Passeriformes; Passerellidae
Source: RefSeq, a predicted model, not a curated record